UCUCUUCCAGAGCCCCCCCCGGAAACGUGAGUGACAACUCAAAGGUUCCGCAAAGCGAAAGUGGCUUGAAUAUAGGAGACCGCUUAGCCCGUGGCAGAGUGGGUCAGUUGCUUUAAGCCUCUUGAAGUCCGAGUUUAAGAACUAACUCCUUCGCCCAGAGAUUCUGAUACCCACUUUCCCAAAUAUAUGCUAUUUUUUCGUUGCAUCUUAAGAGAAGAUUAAGUGAGAACUCUUCUUUGCAGAUAUUAUAGAAAGCAGUAGUCAAAAGAUCACGAGACCAAGCUGUUCAAGUCACUUUCAGAAAACGGAUUUACUGUGGUACCGCGCAGUUAUUCUAGGAUCCAAAACAUUCAGUUCCCACCAGUUUGUAGAUCUCUAGAGACCCAAGGUUUAUUUUCCUGACUCUGCCAAGCAAACUGUUUGCAGGCAGAGACCCAGACCGGGAAAGAGGAGAGGAGGAGAUUCUGAUAAAGUCCCCUAGAUCCCUCUAUACCGUAGGAAACAAAGUUUUGCUUCUAUGUGGGGCUGUGUCCCUGAAGCCCUUGGUCCUAAGGUUCCUUUAAGUACUUUGUCCCUUACCUGAGUCCCUCCCAGAGUAGGUAAUCAGUAGCCCCGCCCCCUGUCAGAAGCCAGGAUCCCGGCCUAGUUACCGAAAUGAGGCACCCCUCCUCCCUCUCCCCACCCUCUCCCCUACCCCUUUUCACAACUGGUUCCUGCUGACUCAGGGGGUCUUCAUUAAAGAAGAGAGGCAGGGUUCCCAGGUCUUGGCAGAGUCCAGGCAGGGAGUCCUUGCCUCCCAGCUCUGCUGCUGAGGCAUUUGUCAUUUGGGAGUGUACACAAUAUGAGGGGCCACCCUUCCCUGCUCUUAGUCUACAUGGGAUUGGCCACCUGCCUGGACACCUUACCUCAUGGAGAGCAAAAUCAAGUUCUUGAUAUCUUCCUGGAUCCCCCGAAGGCCCAGAGUUUCCUAGUUGGCCACAGGCGGAUUCCACGGGCUAACCAUUGGGACCUGGAGUUGCUGACUCCUGGGAACCUGGAACGGGAGUGUCAGGAGGAGAGGUGCUCCUGGGAGGAGGCCCGGGAGUACUUUGAGGACAACACAUUGACGGAACGCUUCUGGGAAAGCUAUGCCUACAAUGGCAAAGGAGGGCGUGGACGAGUAGACGUCGCAGGCCUGGCAGUAGGACUGACCUCUGGGAUCGUGGUCAUCGUUUUGGCUGGCUUGGGAGCCUUUUGGUAUCUGCAUUACCGACGACGGCGCCACCUCAGAGUCCGGGAGUCCUGUCAGCAAGAGGCCGGGCUCAUCACCCCCCUGAGUCCCCCGACGCCCUUGUCUCCACCCUUACCUCCAGGCCUCCCCACCUACGAGCAGGCGCUAGCAGCCUCUGGGGUGCAUGAUGCCCCGCCGCCCCCUUACUCCAGCCUCAGAAGGCCUCACUGAAGACCUGCUCAAGAGCGCGGGCUCCCCGAACUGUGCCCCCGAUGCACGGCGGAUUCCGGAAGUCGCUGGGCCUCUUCGACUCCCCGGCUUCAGUGUGUGCAUGGGGGAGUCAGGGUCGUCGGACCCGAGGUCUACCAUGACACACGUGUUUCCGCCGCGCACGGAUAGAUGGUCCGUGCCCCUGCCUCUCCCCCUCGGAGUGGGCAGGCUCCUUUGAAACUCGGACAAGACGUGACUGGACUGUCGCUCGGCCGGUGUCGCGGAGAGCGCACGGAGAGAAGCAGGCCCGUGCACACGCCCGCCUUCGUGUAUUUAUUCCCCCGCUCCGGCACAUGGGCGGUUCGCAAUCCAGCAUAAAGGUGGAGGGCGCGUUUGCUAAAUCCUGGAAAAGGGGUGUCACGCUUGUGUUGCACCCCGGGAAAUGGAGUUGAGCUGAGCUGCUAUCUACCUAAAAAAAAAAAAAAAGCCCUUUG
This is a messenger RNA of Cricetulus griseus (Chinese hamster), 1914 nucleotides long. Lineage: Eukaryota; Metazoa; Chordata; Mammalia; Rodentia; Cricetidae. The record is from RefSeq and is a predicted model, not a curated record.